Emiliania huxleyi CCMP1516 is the source of this 611-nucleotide messenger RNA. RefSeq lists its product as hypothetical. Bases 135 to 533 code for a protein of 132 amino acids. The record is from RefSeq and is a predicted model, not a curated record. Lineage: Eukaryota; Haptophyta; Isochrysidales; Noelaerhabdaceae. The transcript has 3 exons.
GACGCCGACAGCGCCGCCAGGUCGGCGGUCAGCGGCUGCGCGACUCCUGCGGCGCCAUCGCGAGCCGCGCCGUCGCUUGCGCCGUCGCCCGCGCCGUCGCCGGCGCUCGAGCAGAGCGAUGUUGCGGAGCUGGCAUGGCGCAUCCGCGCAAUCAUGGCGCAGCACGCCGAGGACUGCAAGCGGAUGACGCCGCACUACGCGGCGCGCUACGCCAAGCGCUCGCUCGACGCGCUGCAGGCCGAGUCGAUCGCCUCGCCGGCGCCGUCCGUCGCUCGGCCGACCCCGGGGCGAGGAGGAGGGAGGACACCGGCGGCGGCGGCGCUUGCGGGCGGCGGUGGCGCCGCUCCCUACGCGCCGCCGCACCGCUCCCCCUUCGGAGUCGCGCCGUCUCGGGCCGGCAGCUCGCAGCGCCCCCCAACCUCGCUGGCCGAGGGCGGCGGGACGCCGAUGAGAGUGGUGUGAGAUGUGGGAAAUUUUGUGGCAUGGGUGGGGCACGUGCAGUCGGUGCCGUUGCGCGUCGCUCAAUCAGCUAGAGGACAACAUCAUGUUCAAGAGAGGGGUUAGGAAAGGACUAAGGUGAGCACGGCGCUUGAGCGUUAUUGUGCAGACGG